AUGGUCGAAGUAUCGUUAACGGUGGGUAAACUCGAUGCGUCAUUGGCGUUAUUGUUGACAAAAGAUCAUCACUUGAUUGAAUUUCCAACGAUUUUGUUGCCGGAUGGCGUACAAGCAGGAUCGAUCGUGAAAAUCAGAUGUGAUCGUGAUUUGGAUAAUGAGAAAAAGGAAGAACAGCAAUUCCAUGAAGUGCAAGAUCAGAUAUUCAAGAUGUUUGGCCAAUCCGAGCCGGAAAAACCAGUAUUAAAAUUGAGAAACGUCACCCAAACCUCGUGUGUUUUAGAAUGGGAGCCGUUGAAAUUGAGCACCGCAUCGAUCAAAUCGUUGACAUUAUACAAGAACGGCGAACGGUUAGGUCAAAUACCAAAUCCUUUAAUCAAUACCACCACAAAGUUAUCAGGUCUACCAAUCGAUACCCCAUUCAAGUUUAGCUUGCGAUUGGAUACCACUGCGGGGGUGUACCACUCGAAUGAAAUUGAAGUUAGAACCCAUAAGAUGACUGAUUUGAGCGGGAUCACCGUAUGUUUGGGAGAAAUCGAUUGGAAAGAAGAAGGAAUAAAUAAAGAAGAUAUUGCGGAUAUCUUGAAGAGCAUGAAUGCCAAACCAUUACAAAGUGAGGUUAAGGUUGACACUACCCAUUUUGUCUGCACGUUAGCCAAGGGCCAACAGUGGAAAAAAGCGGUUGACAACAAUAUUCCGGUAGUUAGACCAGAAUGGUUGAAGGCAUGUGAUACCGAUAAAAGAAUUGUCGGGGUUAGAAUGUUCUAUCUUGAUGCCAACGGAGAGUUAAUUAAACAAUAUAAAAUCACUCACAAAGAAAAAAUUAUCGUUACUAAUCCACCAGCGGCAUCGGAUUCCGACGCCGCCGAUGAAUUGCCAAAGAACCCGUCAUCCAAAAAUUCCAAAUCAGAACAAUUCGAUGAUGUUCCUUUGGAUGGCUCUUCCACUAAUGUUACUGGAGAAAAGACCGUGGUUUCGGAUGAUGCUGCUUUGAAAGAAACCGCUGAUAAACUAACGAAAGCUGAGGAAAUAAUUGCUGCCGAAAAAACUGAAGUUUUGGAACUGAAGCUUGAAGAAGACCAGAAAGCGGUUGAAAAAACAGAAAUCGCUUGUACUCCAGAUGAAGUUGUUGAUGAAGAAUCUGUAAAGGAUGAUCCUACCGACAAGGAACCUGUUUCGGCUGAGCCGGUUAUAAAAGUGGAAGAUUCCGGAGAUGAGCCGGUCAGUGAAUCUAAUGAGGAAGAAAUUGUAACAGAAGAUAAUAAGCAGGAAGAACAGAAGGAGGAAAAGACUGAAGAAGUUGAAGAAAAGACUGAAGAAGUUGAAGAAAAGACUGAAGAAGUUGAAGAAAAGACUGAAGAAGUUGAAGAAAAGACUGAAGAAGUUAAAGAAAAGACUGAAGAAGUUGAAGAAAAGACUGAAGAAGUUAAAGAAAAGACUGAAGAAGUUGAAGAAAAGGCUGAAGAAGUUGAAAAAAAGACUGAAGAAGUUGAAAAAAGGAAACCAGCUGCAACAAAAAGUGAAAAUAAGAAACUGAAGAAGAAAAAGAAGCAACUGAAGAAGUAA
This is a messenger RNA of Saccharomycopsis crataegensis, 1566 nucleotides long. It is a transcript of the gene CHS5, whose product is annotated as Chs5p. The record is from RefSeq and is a predicted model, not a curated record. The coding region runs from base 1 to 1566 and encodes 521 amino acids. The transcript has a single exon. Gene Ontology annotation, molecular function: protein dimerization activity. Gene Ontology annotation, cellular component: exomer complex; trans-Golgi network. Lineage: Eukaryota; Fungi; Ascomycota; Saccharomycetes; Ascoideales; Saccharomycopsidaceae. Gene Ontology annotation, biological process: Golgi to plasma membrane transport; conjugation with cellular fusion.